Messenger RNA from Rhineura floridana, 566 nucleotides. RefSeq names its product zinc finger protein 664-like. Lineage: Eukaryota; Metazoa; Chordata; Lepidosauria; Squamata; Rhineuridae. Gene Ontology annotation, biological process: regulation of cytokine production; negative regulation of transcription by RNA polymerase II; regulation of immune system process. The record is from RefSeq and is a predicted model, not a curated record. The annotation marks the transcript as partial. The transcript has a single exon.
AGUGAGAACCUUAGUUUGCAUCAAAGAACCCACACAGGAGUUAAACCAUAUAGAUGUAUUAAGUGUGGAAAGAGUUUCAGUCACAGGGGAAACUUUAUUGUACAUCAAAGAACCCACACAGGGGAAAAACCAUAUAAAUGUAUGGAGUGUGGAAAGAGGUUCAUUCGAAGUUACAGUCUUACUUUACACCAAAGAAUCCACUCAGGGGAGAAACCAUAUAAAUGUAUGGAGUGUGGAAAGAGUUUCAGUCAUAGUGGAAGCCUUAGUUUGCAUCAAAGAACCCACACAGGAGAGAAACCAUAUGGAUGUAUUCAGUGUGGAAAGAGUUUCAGUCGAAGUGGGAGCCUUACUUCACACCAAAGAAUCCACACAGGGAAGAAACCAUAUAAAUGUAUGGAGUGUGGAAAGAGUUUCAGUCAAGUCACAAGCUUACUUCACAUCAAACAACCCACACAGGAGAGCUAAAGUACCAAUGCAUUGAGUGUGGAAAGAGUUUCAGUCGAAGUGAGAACCUUACUUCACAUCAAAGAAUCCACACAGGGGAGAAACCAUAUAAAUGUAUGUAG